Quercus robur (English oak) is the source of this 546-nucleotide messenger RNA. RefSeq lists its product as uncharacterized. The record is from RefSeq and is a predicted model, not a curated record. The transcript has a single exon. Lineage: Eukaryota; Viridiplantae; Streptophyta; Magnoliopsida; Fagales; Fagaceae. Bases 1 to 546 code for a protein of 181 amino acids.
AUGGGGGAGGUGAAUGUAACGUUCAAGGAGCCGGUGCACAAGAUUGUGGAUAGAAUCAAGAAUGAGCCGUACUUCUGGUGGUCAAACAAGAUGGGGGGUGACCCUUCAAGGAGGAAUCAAAACAUGUACUGUAUUUAUCAUAGGGAUAAAGGGCAUACCACUGAACAGUGCAGAGUGUUAAAAGACCAUCUAGAGCAGUUGGUGAAGGCGGGGUAUUUGAAAGAGUUCAUAGUGGACCCAAGGAAUCAAGAGGCCGAGCAGGGUACUCAGCCUCGGGGGAAUCCUCUUCCACCCCCAUUGGGAGUAAUAGAAGUCAUCCAUGUAGCUCCAAGGGGCACUCAGGUGUCCAAGAGGAAGGGGGUGGUGGCUAUGGUAUUGGCGGAAAGUUGCACGGGUGAGCAACCCUCCAAAAAGAAGUUGAAGUACACUCGGGAGCCUAUUGCCUUCAAUGACGAUGACCUAGAGGGCACGAUUCAACCAUACGACGAUGCCAAUUCUUUAAUCCUUUUCCAUUUUAGCGACAUUUUUAAAAAAACGUUGCUGUAA